Molecule: messenger RNA, 1044 nt
Organism: Meleagris gallopavo (turkey)
Lineage: Eukaryota; Metazoa; Chordata; Aves; Galliformes; Phasianidae
Source: RefSeq, a predicted model, not a curated record
UAGGUUGGUGCAGUUCAGGCUGUGGGGCUGUAUGGAGCAGUCAGCUAAGCCUUGCACUAAUCUGGAUUGGGCAGAGCUCCUCCAGGGGCAAAUGGUGACCAGUAGCAAGCCUGGCUCUUUCUCCAGCAGGUUCCUGCACCAGGUGCUUCAGCUGGGCAUGGUCAGGUCCCUGCUGAAGAUACUUCAGAAAGUAUCAGUCUGGGUUGGAUUUGUGGUCCCCAUGGAGGCCGUCAUCAGCAGGAUCUGCCCUGUGCAGUCUCCCCAUAGACCCACACGGUUUGCCAAGAAGCGCCGUGGGCGCCUGACGCGUUUCCUCCUUGCCUUCAUCCCCACCAGGAUCCAGGCAGUCCUGGGCCACCUGCACACAGACUGGGGCCAGAGCAACAUAUCCAAGGAGAUCCGAGAAGCUCUGAUCAACCCGUCCAGCAAAGCAAACAAGAGGAAACGGGACGACGUGGCUCUGGAGGAGCAGGAGUCCUGGGUGGUGGUGCUGGAGAAGGACCUGCCAGAGGAUGACCCAGAGGACCUCUCAUAUGAGCCCUCAGAGGUGGAUACAGACACUGAGGAGUACAAGUCCCAGAACAGUACAGAGACAGACCUGGAGUUUGAAGAGCAUGAGGGAGCCAUUAUGUUGAAGGAAUCAUUGGAUCUCCAGUUGAAUAAUGCCCAACCCGAUGGGGAUAACCCUGAGCCCUUGGCCACGAGCUCAGAGCAGGGACAGGAGGACCCAGCUGCAUCCAGCAGUGCAGAAGAUGCUUCAAAUGAUGACAGUGGUGAUAGUGACACUCAGACGCCCCAAGAUGUGAGCAGCAGGGAUAGCAGCGAGCAAGAGGCUGAUGUGGAACAUGAGAGCAGCAGUUCCUCGCAGAGUGGGGGUCAGCAGGAGCCCUGAUCCAUGGCCCUGAACUCUACUCUGGCUGUGACAUGCCUGCUUCUCUCUACCUAUACUGUAGUGUAAGCUGCCCAUUUAAUGACGUUUGUUUGUUUUUUGAACUUCAUAAUAAAGUUACCCUAUUUUUUCACGUGAUUUGGGAUGCAGUUGGC